Rattus norvegicus (Norway rat) is the source of this 1328-nucleotide messenger RNA. Its product is annotated as endogenous retrovirus group K member 10 Gag polyprotein-like. The record is from RefSeq and is a predicted model, not a curated record. Lineage: Eukaryota; Metazoa; Chordata; Mammalia; Rodentia; Muridae.
UGUUGAGGAACCAGUGUAUGAUUUGCCUUAUGAUGAUGUUACUGAAGUUAAGGUUAAGGAAGUCAGGGAAAAGACUUAUGGAACUAAUAAACCCCUUGUUAAGAAAGACCCCCUCAAAGAUGAACCUCUUGGGAUUGGAUGAUGACGAUGACCUCUCCCCAGGGGAUUGGGAUGAUCUAGAAGAGGAGGCAGCUAGAUAUCACCAUGAUGAUGAUCUGGUCUUUACAGUGAAAAAGGGAUCCAAGGGAUCUAAAGCACGCCCAAUACCAGCCGCUCACAGAAAACUACUACCUCCAGUGGGUUUCGCAGGGGCCAUGGCUCAAGCUAGGGAGCAAGGUGACACUUCCUUCGUUUUCCCAGUGGUCUAUACAGGAGACAGUGAUGAUGAAGAUUCCCCCACAUGAGAACCAUUACCCCUAAAAACAUUAAAGGAAUUACAAGCUGCAAUACGAACCAUGGGGCCUUCGGCGCCCUACACUAUACAGAUAGUGGACAUGGUGGCCAGCCAAUGGUUAACUCCGCAUGACUGGCACCAGACUGCCAAAGCAACUCUCUCCCCGGGGGAUUAUAUCCUCUGGAGGACAGAAUAUGAAGAAAAGAGCAAAGAAACUGUACAAAAAUCCUCAGGAAAAAGGGGGCCCGAGGUAACUUUAGAGAUGAUGCUGGGGACAGGAGCAUUUGUUGCCCCUGCUUCUCAGGUAAAAAUACCCAAGUUUAUCCUAAAAGAGGUUACUACCAACGCUGUUUUGGCCUGGAGAGCAAUCCCGCCUCCCGGGUCAAAAAAGACUGUCUUGGCAGGAAUAAAACAAGGAAAUGAGGAAUCUUAUGAGACCUUUGUCUCUAGACUGGAGGAAGCUAUCCACAGAAUGAUGCCCCCAGGAGAAGGGGCUAAAAUGCUCUUAAAGCAAUUGGCAUGGGAAAAUGCUAAUUCACUAUGCCAGGAUCUUAUAAGAUCAGUGAGAAAAACGGGAAGUAUACAGGACUAUGUCAAGGCCUGCAUAGAUGCCUCUCCUACAGUGGUACAGGGGAUGGCCUAUGCUGCUGCCAUGAGAGGACAGAAGUACGAAGCCUUUGUUAAACAAACAUAUGGAGGAAACAAUGCUAGGGACAACUCUGGCCCCACUUGUUACUCAUGUGGAGAAGAUGCCGAAUCACCAAUUUGGGUCCCAGACAGACUCAUCAGGCCAGGCAAAGGAAACGGACAUCCGUCCCCCAUGCCGAAAGAGGCCGAACCGCCAGAUAAUGCGGAACCUGGCCAAAAAGAUCAAGGCGACUCGCCUAGAGCCAAAAACAAAAACACGCCAGACGCCGACGUGGACACAGCUUAA